Messenger RNA from Colletotrichum orchidophilum, 6159 nucleotides. RefSeq lists its product as uncharacterized. Gene Ontology annotation, cellular component: transcription factor TFIIIC complex. Gene Ontology annotation, molecular function: DNA binding. The record is from RefSeq and is a predicted model, not a curated record. Lineage: Eukaryota; Fungi; Ascomycota; Sordariomycetes; Glomerellales; Glomerellaceae. Gene Ontology annotation, biological process: 5S class rRNA transcription by RNA polymerase III; transcription initiation at RNA polymerase III promoter. Bases 1 to 6159 code for a protein of 2052 amino acids. The transcript has 2 exons.
AUGUUGCAGGGGAAAAACAAACGUGGAAGGAAUUUUCGACCAACCGCAAACGCCAAACCAAAGAGCUUGGGUUCCAUCUUCCAUCGUCGACCUUCACCCUCACCAUUCAUCUCACUUUUUCUAAGCAACUUUCGAUCACCUGAGAAUGUCACAAUCCUGCAAGCUGGCACAAUGUCCCGCGACCUUGAGCGAUUGAUAGAGUCAGUCAUCACUGACAUUUCAUGUUAUGGCGACUUGGGAUGCACUGUACUGCACGUGCUUGACUCACUUGGUACUUUCUAUAAGGACACCCAACCAAGGCAAGAUGCAUCGACAGAAUCUUCGCGACCAACAGACGCGGAACCAAAUCAACUACUAUGGUCCACGGCCUGGGACUGGUUGAGAGUGAGGAAGGACAUCUCUGUUGGACCGAAUCGAAAGUGGAACCAUGUGGCCCUACUCGACAUCCUCACUUUGCCGGACCCAGACACCCAGGAUGGAAUGGCAGCAAACAGCGCCCUAAAAGAUGCUGCAGAAGAAGGCCCCAAUGACUCUGAACCCAACGGCCUGAUCAAAGCGACGCCGAGGACCCCCGGCCUCCGAAAGCGGCCCCGAAUCUACGUCUCCGAGGAUCGGAUGUGGGAAUCCAUUGCUGGGCAUACGCCCGACUACCGAAGAGUUCCGAGACUGGAGUGGAUGGCCUUGGUUGGUAUCGCUUCCACCAAGCAGCAGGGUAUCUUGCAAGGCGAUUUGGGUCGGCUUGUUGGUCAGGAUAAACGCUCGUUGCCUAAAAGAACUGACGCCCUAGCAGAGAAGGGUUACAUUUCCAAGCGUACGACGCUCGUCAGGGGAACCAAGACAAGCAAAAUGUGGCUGACACGCUUCGCUCCUGCCCUCCCAGUUGAUCCCCUGAAAGCAACCGCAAGUUUGCACACGGCAGUUGACAUGUCCCGGAGCGCUCUGGCGUGCGACUUGGAGCCUGUUUCAUGGCGACAUAGGUGGAAUGGGGACUCGGUCGACUACAUCUCCCUGGCUCAAACGAUCAUGGCCAUCGUAAAGGCUUUCGGAAUCAUCAGGUAUCAUGACUUGCGGUGCAAGCUGGGCAUUUUGGGUCUGAGAUGGCAGAUGAAAGUUGCAGCCAAGACCUGUCGCUUCUUCGUCCAGACUGGCGCCAUUCAAUAUGUGGGUGCUACAUUGUCCGGCAAGCUUUUCAAGGACUGUCUCAAAUUCGACCACGACCUUACGCAUGAGGACUGGGCCGCUUACCUUGCGACGGGAAAGCAGAAAAGCAUCUCGUCUGCCCUCGGCCUUAACGAUGGAGAUCUUGGAUCUGAUCCAGCAGAUAACAUAGCCAACGUAAACACCUCAAGCUCCGAAGCUGGCCCUAGUCGGAGUUUGAAAAGAAAACGAGUUAAUCCACGCUCCAACUGGAUAGCCGACAAACCUCUAACCACGACAGUCUUCGACAAUAUUUCCGCUGCCGGCACCACGGGUCUGUCGAACAAGCAGAUAGGAGAUUUCACUCUAGGCGCAUCAUUUCGGAGGUAUAUAUCCUCCAUUUCGUCGACAAUUUCUCUCCCCGCACAGCAGCCAGUGCAUCUCAAGCAUUUUCAGGUAUCGAGUGAGAUGCACCGAAAAGGCAAAUCUCAGCAGUAUCGCUAUUUUGCAUGCAGCCUACAACGGAAUGAUCAAGGUGGCGCCGGCACUGAGAAGGAUGCUAGCGUGGAGAUGAGCCACGUUCAUUCCUCGGCUGACUGGGCUCCUGGUAAACCGCUGGCAGAUCACUUCACAAAUCCCACGGUGGUGCCUGAAAUGGCCCGUACUGCUGGUGGCUUAGCUGCCCUUGCUCAAGUUUCCGGUAAGGCAUUGAAUGCCAUCACGAAGAGGAAGACCGAAAUUCCAGACACUCUACGAGUCAACGGGACUCACGGGGCAGGGCUGCGUCGCGCAAAGCGAAUAAGGCUAUCAGAGCAAACCGAGGACGAUCAAUCAUGGGACAGGAGUCUAACAGUGAGAGCGAGCUCGGAGCUCGACUCUGCGCCCCCUUCUGGAAUGGCUACUAGACGUGGUAUGAGGCGACGACCAGCUGAACCGGAAAAAACCUCGUCUAUCGUGACACUCAAAGUAGAUCCGCCAGCGCUGUCAAGAAUUCUCAACGCCAGCAAUACAGAUCCUGAAGCCGGCGCUGUCUCAAACAUUGCGCACGCUUCCCAUGUUUAUGGGACAGACAAGUCGGCCAUUCAUGCUAUUAUUGGACAAGAUGACCAGCCUCGGAAACCCUCAAUUAAAGACGUAAAUCCGCCGUAUACAACCACUGAGGGGGUUGAAGUCUCUGCCCUGAUGCCGCAGGAUGAGGAGUCUAUUAUUGUAGCUUCUCGAGAUUCGAACGAAGAUGUGGAAGUAACAAACGCCGAGACAGUGGAUGAUAAUCUAGUUGACGACAUGCCUGUGAGGCGUGGAGGCCGCCGGACCAAGAAAGGGACAGGAAACUCUUCCACUCGCAGUCGUACCAAGAUUUUCAAAUGCGACAAGUGCGGUGGAACCUGGAAAAACGAUGUUGGCAUCAAGUAUCACCUCGAAAAAUCGAAGACGUCCUGCAACCCAAGCUACGUGGCACCGCUUAUGGGGCCUCCCGAGACGCUUUUCCCAACUGCGAAACGACCUGCUGCACCGAAACGAGCAGUCAUUCCUCCCCGACAGAUGAAAUCUCGACAGACGAGGUCAUCUAUCAUUAAUGAUACCCCAGACGAUGAAAGAAGCCAGGAAGACGCCUUCGACGUGGAAGUUGACUCUAUUCCAGCGGGUGUACAGUCCUUCGAAGCCACUCUUUCCAGAGGAAGAAGACAGCGGACCACUGGAGGGGGGAAUUUUGUCUCAUUAGAGGAGUCACGGCAAGGCGAGAGAAAGGGCACAAGUAAUUAUCGAAGUGCGUCAAAACCAUCAAGUACACUCAAGCCGCCAGUUUCCUCGACGCAGCUGCCCAUGAGCGGACUGAUUGAUGAUCCCGCCGGGGCUGUAAGGGAUAUGCCGACAAAACAUGCCUCUCUACAGCCAGCACUGGGGAGAUCACGGGGGCAGGUCACACCUAAAGCAAAGGGAUCGCUUGACUCUCCAGAGUCUCGCAAAGCGUCUCUUACAGACCCUGCUCGAGUCGAUCCACCACCAUCCUUGACGCCAACGAAGGCGCCUGACCAUUUCGGGCGACGAGGCUCCUUUUCGCGUCCUGUCAAGCGGAAUACAAAUCAUAGCCUCAAGUGGAUGGACCCAGGGAAUACUUUGACGUCAGUCAUUGAAUCCAAUCGACUACCACAUGCAGAAGCGCUCAGGGCUAGCCUUAACGACAGCAGUACCCUUUCGAAAACACAAAUCGUUGAACGGGCACUCCUCUACAUCCUGCAUGCGAAUGGCGGGGUCUUUCCCGGGGGCCAGUCGCUGUGGUACGCUACUAUAGCUACGUGGGAAGUCAUGUUUUCGUCUGAAGAAUCUCCGGACUAUCAAUUUUACAAAAGCGCUUUGGCUAGAUUGGCAAAGAAGAAGCAGGUGGUUGUCAGCACGCAUGCUUUCAAGGAUUCUAAAGGCAUGAUGGCGAACUACCAGUUGAUACGAAUUCCUGGAACCGAAGCCUCGUCUCCGGCAGGUGCGGCUAUGAAAGCGAACAUAAUGGCACACCACCCUAGAGUUUACAUACCGCCAGCCUUCACGCCCAAGGCAGGACUGCCAAAAGAGGACAAGCAUGAUGCCCAACCUGUCUUCUCCAGCCGCAGGAAGACAGUCCAGGUGAUGGAGGUUCUUGACGCUCCCUUUUAUGCCAACAAAGCGGCCAAUGAUAGGCCCGGUACGCCCCCUGAAGGAUCUCAAACGCCCAGGAAACGCAGAAAAAGAAUGGUUACAAAAGAACAGAUUGCCCAUGCAGAAGAUGAGGGUCCUGAUGGUACCCGCAGGAGAGACAUUUUCCGAUUCUUCAUGACAGGACAAGUUAGAUCGAGCGACGGGCCCUCUGCAUCUUCUAGAGAUGGGCAAAGUGGUUGUACUACUAGCAUCGUUUUUCUCCGUCCCAACACAUGCCUGGGACAUGAAGCGGCAGAAGAUGUCCGACGCGCACUACUCCCUGAUCUCUCAGACCCUGAACCAACGUAUCUGAUGGACCGGUUGGAGACCGACGCGGGCUGCGACGAGUUAAGCGUAACCUUCACCCAUGCCGGCGUCAUCGAAGGCAACGAUGGUACCUGGCCAGCACAUAAAAGCAUGUUCUUCGAGAUAGAGGAUCGCAGCCUUACAAUCAGUGGCUGGAUGCCGGAUUCCCGUUGGUUCUUGAGACAGAACUUACCGCAAUCCCUCUCCGAGAUGACCAAGUGGCCAGAUAGGCCCAAGGACAAGUUUCCGAGCAGCAGCCAGUUCUACGAAUUCUCCGAUCAAGUCGAUGCCUGCUUCGACUGGGAGCUGUCAACCGAGGGAAUGAAGCUCCUUCUGGCGGAGUCGAUAGCGCCGGAUUAUAUCUUUAUCAACCACGAUAUCGGUGACCUUCAGGGUGUAUGGGAGAGUCCGCAACUUGAAUGGGAUCCUGUUAAUCAGCUUAGCCCAUCUGCGUUGUUCAACCUCCAAAUCGCGGAACAGGGAACGACUGCGACCGAUCACCUCUGGGGUGGUGAGCUUGGUCGCCAAAGAAGACGCAAGCGACGGCAUAAUAAACUCGCAACUGAGCACAGGGAGCUGAUGGUUGGAAUCGAUCUGAAGAUCAGAACGCUCAUCCCUCUGCCCAGAGAUAUGGACCUGAGAGAUGUGUCCAGAAGAAACGCUGGGCUUGAUGAAACAAAUGAGACCAUCUUGAUAGCUGCAUUCGUUGUCACAAGAACGCUUCUUGGCGGGGCCGACCGAAUCAUAGAAUGGGGUCUCAUGAUGACCUUAUUCCCCGACAUGGCACUCAGUGCUAUGCGACGAUUCUGGUCCAAGGCCCGGAAGGACCGGGGAACUUUCAUCAACCAGCUUACUGAGCGAUUUCAGAUUCAAUUUAUCUCAGCCUACGAGAACAAUGAGUUCCCACCCGUCGACUACGACAACUACGUCGACUAUGACUGGCCGCGCCUUGUCAAGUGGACAGCUGGUCUCAUAGAGGAUUCGCAGGAACUGCCUGCCAAUAAAAUUGCUCUGGAGCGAGGUUACUCCCUUGGCUCAGCCUGGACAGAUGUCACCAACUGGCGCGACGACUACUACAACUUCCAAAUGUCUGUCUUCAACAGAUUUGAGGCGGCUACUUCCCGUCCCGCGACUUCCCUCGUGGACAAGGAUGACGGAGCACCGUUUAGGGACACUGAUCACCUAGUCACAGCCAUGUCGUGGUUGCGCUCCCUUUGUUACACGCAUCGCGAUAAGUAUGCGCCGCAAGAUAUCAGGAAGAAGAUGGCUAGCAUUGGAGGCGGAGACGAAGAGCGCAUUCAAUCUCUCCUCGAACAGGCGGUCGAGAUCCUGCAAGGUCAAGGUGUGAUCACAGACAGCAAGCUCAAAGCCCUCGAGGGUCGUCCCUACCGCCUGACAGAGACGUUCCUGCCGAGAUUUAUGAAGUGGACCAAUGAGGUAAAAUUCAUCGACGCCGCCAAGUUCAAGCAUCGACUAGAUGUAAGCUUCCGACGGGGCGAAAAGAUCCGGAUCCCUUACGUCUUGAGGGACGGCGAGGUUAUGGCUAUGAUGAAUUUGCAAGCCAGCGGAAGAGUCGCCGUCACUACAGUCGAUGUCCCGAGCAUCCCUCUUGGGUUCGACCCCGGCAACUACGAAAGUAGGAAAUACCCCAAGUCGUACUACAAUUUUGGCCUCGAGAUCGAGGCCACGACGAUGUACGUCUACAACGAGGAUUUGGCCCUGUUGCAGAAAGCCAAGCAUAGCAAGCCGCCAAGAGAGAACCACAACCGGGCCAUUCCACUGUGGUCUGAUUUCUUUGGGGAGCUCAACAUGGAUCGUUGGGCACAGGUUCUUGGCGCGGUUGCGUUCGUCGUCGCAACUCGGGGACCCCUGGAUGUAGCGUCCGUUUGUACUGUACUCAAACCGUAUCUGCAUGAGUUUGAAGUACAAAUGGUGUUUGACUGGGGAAAACGAUACGGUGUGUUGAAGGGCAUUGCCCAUGGACUGAGUUUCACCGUGGAUGAGUGGUGGUGGCUGCUUGUUGGGCAGCAGCGAAAUGCCAUGUGA